CAAGAUGGCGGACGUGGAGCAACAAUUUGAGGCUGCUGUAAAUGUGAUUCGUUCGAUGCCAAAAAAAGGCACUUAUCAGCCAUCUUAUGAGACGAUGCUAAAGUUUUAUGGCUACUACAAACAAGCUAAAGAGGGGCCAUGCAAUGAAUCAGAACCUGGUUUUUGGAAUGUUGUUAAAAAAGCCAAAUGGGAUGCAUGGUCAUCUCUUGGUAAUAUAUCUAAAGUACAGGCAAUGGAAAGUUACAUUGACGAACUUAAAAAGGUUAUGGAAACAAUGCCAGAUACUGAAGAAAUGGCUGACUUUAGUGCUAUACUUAAAUCUUUUUAUGAUAUUGUGUAUGCGCCGACUGGGGAAGAGCCUCCUUACAUUCUUCGUAUCUUUAAGAAAUUGGAACCAGAGGGUUWUAAAGUGGAAAAAUGUAAUGGAUAUACAGUGGAGAAAAUAGCUACAGAUCAGCAAGAUGGAGACAAAAGGGAAGAUAUACCACAAGAAGAUUUGCAAAGCUCAGAUAUUCAUUUAAAUGGACCACAUUCAAAUGGGCAUAAUAACACAGAAAAUGGUUUACUUCAUCAUGAAAAUGACGACUUAGUUAUUAUAGACAGCAYGGAAAAAAGUUCAUUUUUAAAUGGUUCCAGUAUUACACAACAAGAUACCCCUUAUUCACAUGAUUUAAAAGUAGAACACUCAACAGCCAGUAAUUUAUACAUUGUUGAAGUGGGUUCACAAAAGAAAGGUUUACCAGAUGAAGURAGAUUCUCUGAUGUUCCUAAUAAUCAAGAUAUAGCUUCACGUCUGAUACCUGAUUAUAAUGGAGUAGAAGACAGUAACCAUAUGGGUUCAGAAAGUGAUGACAGUGACGAAGAAUUCUGUGACUCUAUMGACCCUGAACAUUUGUCAAUAAUCAAGACAGAAUCUAGUGAGUUGAAUGAUGCACCUGAUGGUUCACAAACUCACUUCCAUAMUGAGCCUACAAAUGGUUCUUGUGAUCAUGACCAAUCAGAUUGUGAAUCAAAUGAUGAUGGCAAUGAAGUCUCAAAUCAUCAAAGACUAACAAGCACUCCAUUUCAUAAGAAACCUGUUCAUGUUACAUUCAAUACGGAGGAAAAGAAAUCAAGUAUAAACAAAGAAGGGAGUGGUAUCAAUCAUCAUAAUGGAGGUAUCCUGAAGGUUAAGCAAGCAGGAAGUGGUUAUGGUGGUGGGGAUGCUAAACAAUCAUCUAGUAGACAGCGAAUGUAUGACAGGUUUUCCCAAUCAAGACAACAAGCAUCAAGAGCGCAAGAUGACAGAGGAAUAACYAGUAGUGAGAUGAGACAGGCUUCUGGUACAACAGGACACAGUGACAGUGACAGUGAUGACACUAACCACAACUGCGAAAGCUGUGAUUCCAGCGGUGAACGGGAUGAAAGCAAUGAAAGGAUUAUUGCUGCCUUAGAAAGAAUACAACAAGAUAUGAACAGAGUGUUAAGAAGACUUGAAACAAUGGAGGAUGUUAUGGCUUUAAGACAAGAACAACAUUCUGUUGGUAGAUUUCAGAGAAGAGAACAAGAACCCUGGUGGCAUCAAUUCCUACCCUCCAAGACAGUAGCCUUCCUUGUCCUGUGGCCAUUUGUUAUAAACCUAAUCUUCUAUUACAUCCGUAAAAGAAAGGCACGCAAGUGUUAGUGAACAACACAUCACAUCCUUAAAAAAUGGAUAGCUAUCAUGAUAAUUUUAAAAAUAUACAUUUUAUUUUAUUUUUGAUUUUUUAUGACUGUGUCAUUACAGUCGUAUUCAUUAUCCACCAAAUGUAAAUUAUGAAUAAGAUUAGUUACAAAUGUAAAAAAUAAAAAAUACAAUGAAAGUUACAGCUUACCAAGAAACAAUUCAAGAASCAUAUGAGAUUUGUGUUUUAUUGUCUUUCGUAAAAUGAAYUUUGAUCAGKACAGCUCCUUUGUUUUCACAAUUUGAUAGACAUCAGUAAAAACAUUCGUCAAUUCAAAUUUUGUCAUAAAAUUUCAUCAUAAACUGUUCAAUAAUACUCUUGCUGUAAUUGCAAAUACAAUUACUUGCUUGUUAUAGCUAAAUAAAUAUUCUAGUUUUGAGGUCUUGUUUAUACAGSGGUCAUAACCUUGGAAUCAUGUAAAAUGUCAUUUAUUCUGUAAAACCUUAAUAAAAUUUAAAAAACUCUA
Messenger RNA from Exaiptasia diaphana, 2169 nucleotides. Its product is annotated as acyl-CoA-binding domain-containing protein 5A. The transcript is spliced from 9 exons. Bases 5 to 1663 code for a protein of 552 amino acids. Gene Ontology annotation, biological process: fatty acid metabolic process. Gene Ontology annotation, molecular function: fatty-acyl-CoA binding. Lineage: Eukaryota; Metazoa; Cnidaria; Anthozoa; Actiniaria; Aiptasiidae. The record is from RefSeq and is a predicted model, not a curated record.